Exaiptasia diaphana is the source of this 2554-nucleotide messenger RNA. RefSeq names its product F-box/WD repeat-containing protein 9. Lineage: Eukaryota; Metazoa; Cnidaria; Anthozoa; Actiniaria; Aiptasiidae. The transcript has 10 exons. Bases 241 to 1632 code for a protein of 463 amino acids. Gene Ontology annotation, molecular function: protein binding. The record is from RefSeq and is a predicted model, not a curated record.
UGCUUUGUUGAUGUUCGAAAAAUAAGAGUAUCAUUUCAGUCCUUUGUUUUGGCUUCGCUUCGUUUUAAUUUAACCAGGUUCACGACAUGUAAAUCAGUUCCAAGAUAUUAAAUGAAUCUUUUUGAGUUGUAUAAUAAUGAAMAUUAUCUAAAAUACCUUUAGUCAAAAGCAAAAUAAGUUUGUAAGUUGGUCUCACGAAAAUAUUGCUGAACGAAGUGCACCGCAAGACCGCAGUCAAAUAUGGCUCAGGCAACUGAUUGGUCAGAGAUAAAUGACAAUGAUUCAAUCAGUAGAAAGACUCAAGAAACACUCACUAUAGAUGAACCAUUAAGCAGUGAAAAAACAAGCAACCAGCAUGAAAGUCCAGAAAAAUACCAAGAUAACAGUCAUGAUGCAUGUCAAGAGACCAUGGACAAUUUAGACAGCACAAAUGCUAGCAGUUUUACAUUAAUGGAAUUACCACCAGAACUGAUAUUAUUUACUUUCUCYUUCAUUGAAGCAAGAUUUGCAAUGACUGUUCUUUGUCAAGUUUGUAAAUUCUUUAAUCAGUUAUUAUCAUCUGAAGCAUCAUGGAAAACAAGGUUUGGUAAAAGAUGGCCAAAAAGAGACAGGAAAGAAGAUUAUGAUUAUGUUAUUAGUUGGAAAAGAAUUUGUGUAGAUCACGAGGACAUGGAUAGAUUCUGGCAAGAYCCUGAACAGAAUUUUGACUUCUUCCAGUUAAAGAAACAUUUUGCACCAGUUGAUGCUGCUAUUGUAAUGGCUGGAGGAAAGUUGUGUGUAUCUGGUUCCAGAGACAGAUCUGUUGGUGUGUGGGAUUUAUCUUUAUUGAAGGAUAAGGGAGAUGAAGACAGGGCUUUGGUCAAUCAUCUAGAUGGUCAUAAGGGUUGGGUGUGGUGCCUGGCCAGUGAUCCUACUGGUGCUUCAAGGGUUUGUUCUGGUUCUUGGGACAACAGUAUAAAGAUAUGGGAUCUGGAAAGUAGAAAUAUUGAAAUGACAACUAUCAGAGAACAUAAAGCUGCUGUACUAUGCAUCGAUUGGAAGCAUGAUGUUCUUAUAUCUGGUUGUUAUGACAAAUAUGUGAGAAUGUUUGACCUCAGAGACAGUCACAUUGUUUCGUCCUUAAAGUACCAUACCAAACCAGUACUGUGCUUAUCUGUUGAUGACAAGUACAUCAUCACAGGCAGCGAGGAUCAAACAUUAUGUAUAUAUGACCGUAGGGCUUCUAAAGUUUAUAAAGUGCUUCAGCUUCCAAGUCCAGCUUUUUCCAUUUGUAGAAGUAGCUCAUCAGGGUACAGUUACCUCCGAGCUGGUGGACGGAAUGGCUCCAUUCAUAUGUUUGAUACCACAGCAGAUUCAUUUGAAGCUUUGGAGACACCACUGAAUCCUGAGAAUCCUGGUGAAUUGACAGGGAAAAUUUGUGGUUUAUGCCAUCAUGGUGGGGCCAUCAUUGCAGCAUCCAGUGACCACUCUAUUAAGGUCCUUGAGCCAUCCAGGGUUCAGACAAAGAUGUAUUCUUUUGAAAUGCACACUGGGGAUGUUGCUUCGGUCCACAGUAAUUCUGGUAUUCUGGCAUCAGCAUCCAGUGACUUGACUGUUGGGAUAUGGAGGCCAAGAUCUUUACGGCCAUUUUAGUUUCAAUUGUUUUAUUUAACCUAAAGUUGUUUCAUCAUAUCAUAAUCUUUCCUUGUUCCCUUAGUCUAUUGUCCAUAUGAUUGUCCUAAUACUCCAGUUUCGAAUUCAAAGCGAAUAACCACUGUUUUAUUUGASAGCAGAUUAUUUUACGCAAAAAACUUACCAAACACAAAAGAAAGCACGAGAAAAUGUUGCUAGUACAAUAGCACUAACAAUUUACAUUUUCCCCGAGUUGAGGCUAACYCUGUAUUCCCAGAAGKCUCAURCCUUAGGUCUUAUGGGAAUACAGGGUUAGUCUCAGCUCGGAGAAAAUGCAAAUUUUAUUCUAUUGUAAUAACAACAUUUUCUCGUGCUCUCUUUUGUGUUUGGUCGGGUCUUUGCRCAAAUAAAGCAGCGAUUUUGCACUAUGAAUUUGGAACUGGAGUAUUACAGCAAAAUGCAUUUUUCAAUUGUUCUAGUUUUCUCAAAUAUUUUUGCAAAAUAUGGACAAUAAUACGGACAUAAAGGGUAAUAAUUAUCAUCCAACAUGUUUUGACAUAAUUAGGGCACAAACACUAGGACCAUGGUUAACUUUAGAAAUUGCUAUAUUGUACCAAAUUGUGGGAAUUCCUUUGUUUUCUGUUGUCUAAUCUACGUUACGUUUUCAUGGUUUUAGUGUUUACACMCCAUGCCAGCAUCAUUGUCAGUGUGAGUAAAUAAUAUUAAUAAAUUAAUAUUAAUAAAUAUUAAUUGUUUAAUGUACAUGCAAAUUCAUAUUAUGCUAGUAGGCAAUCUGCAGUGAUGCCAUUCUGUGCACAAAGUAUGAUGGAAAUUGUAGUCUUUAUAAAAUUUUUUUGUCUCCUAAAACAACCCUGCUCUUGCAUUUCCUUUCAGAUAAUCAAAGCAGUUGUGCUGUGAAAGAGGGAAAAUAAAAAUUUUUUUU